Molecule: messenger RNA, 1357 nt
Organism: Halichondria panicea
Lineage: Eukaryota; Metazoa; Porifera; Demospongiae; Suberitida; Halichondriidae
Exons: 1
Coding region: 50-1138 (362 amino acids)
Molecular function (GO): GTP binding
Source: RefSeq, a predicted model, not a curated record
AGCUUUUGAUCAGUUGGUUCACAAAAAUCUUGGUUGUCGAACUGCAAUUAUGGCUACCAGUAUGUCAGAAGAGGCUCAACAGGCUACCAGCAUGUCAGAAGAGGCUCAACAGGCUGCCACCAGCAUGGGAAAAUCAACCCUAGAAAUACUUGUGAUCGGAAAAACUGGUGUAGGAAAAUCUGCACUAAUAAACGCACUAGUAGGCUAUGAAGUUUCUCCUGAAAGCUCAAUAGAAGUUGGUACUUUCAAGGUGGAAACAAUCCCAACUGAGAUGUAUGGUGGUGUAAAGGCAAUAUUUUAUGACUCUCCUGGUCUUCACGAUGGAAAAGGCCAAGAAAAGGAGUAUAUGCAACAGAUCGUGGAUGUUAGCGAUAACCUAGAUCUUGUUCUCUUUUGCACCAAGCUCACUGAUAACCGUGUUACACAAGAAGAUUGUGACACUAUUUGUGAGUUUACCCAGGUUCUCGGUGAGAGGUUUUGGGAAAAUGCUGUUUUUGUUCUCACAUUUGCAAACAACGUUCGACCAAAGACUGGUCUCAACGAUCCAGAGAAGAAGAAAAAAGCCAUGACGGACAAGCUCAAGUUGAUGACAAAGAAAUUACAAGAAGUUUUGCGAAGCAAGGCAAAAGUAAAAACACAAAUUGUGAAGAAAAUACCAUUCGUACCAACUGGCUAUUACACUCCAGAGCUCCAAUAUCUCCCCGAUGGAUCCCACUGGUUCUCAAAUUUCUGGAUAUCAUGUUUUGUUAAGGUAAAAGAAGAUGGUAAGCCUGCUAUUAUCCAAGGUUGUCUUGAUUUGUUCAAAACUGAAAAUGAAAAACGAGCUCAGCAAGAGCAGCUUUCUCCAGCUUAUGAGCCUCAAUCAGCAGCAGUAAGUUACCCCAUGCCGCAAAUGAGCCCAUCAAUCGAACCACCACCAGCAUACUAUCAAGAUGGAUUUCAAAAAAGACAAAUCCCCAUGGCAAUUCAACUUCCAAAUGAUACACCGACAUACAAAACAAUCAUGCAAUUAUUAUCAUGGGGAGUUGGACACCUCGGUCUGCCAGGUAAAGUAAUAUCUUGUAUGAUGGAUAUUGGAGUCGGAGUUGUUGACCUGUUUCGAGUGUUUGAUUUCGACGAGGACGAUGAUAAGAGUUAGUGAUUUAUAUCCUAUAAUUAUAAUUAAUAUAAGUGUAUCGGAAUAGCUAUACUUUUUGUGCAUGCCUCUCCAGUAUUUUUGUGGGAUUGAAGUAGAUACGAGUGAUGCAAGCUGCACAGUACCUCUCGCCAUGUUUUGCUUUCUAUUAGAGUGUAUAAUUAUAGAAGAGGUAAUUAGUUCGCUUUGUAUAAUGUUAUGACAAUUAUUGUUGACACUGAA